Molecule: messenger RNA, 11221 nt
Organism: Scylla paramamosain (green mud crab)
Lineage: Eukaryota; Metazoa; Arthropoda; Malacostraca; Decapoda; Portunidae
Product: zinc finger protein 850-like
Exons: 13
Coding region: 346-3024 (892 amino acids)
Biological process (GO): regulation of transcription by RNA polymerase II
Cellular component (GO): nucleus
Molecular function (GO): RNA polymerase II cis-regulatory region sequence-specific DNA binding; DNA-binding transcription activator activity, RNA polymerase II-specific
Source: RefSeq, a predicted model, not a curated record
UGGGCUAUGGGGAAGGUGAGGGGGGCCAGGAUGACGGGUAUAAAUAGAAUUGGUGUUAGUAAUAGGGGUAAGGCGGCCCUCUCAAGAGUUGCGCAGCCAAACCAUACCAUGGAAUCCAUUACGCGCCCCCUCUUUUCUCCAUGAUAUUCUAUUGACAGGGCGCGGUGUGGCUGGCAAAGGACCUGUGCUUGAAGUGUGAGACGCCAGAAUGUGGAUCAGAGGGUGCAAGAUGCGAUUUUUGAUCAAUUUUUAGCAAGUUAUAGAAGUGAAGAUCAUGUUUUGCCUUCGCAGUCGCGCCAACCUUCCCGGAUCGUCCAUAUUUCGGUUGGCCAGCCUGGUGACAGCAUGAGCGAUCUGCCCACCACUCCGUUUGAAGUAGACUUAAUCCUGGGUAGUCAGUUCCUGCCUGCACUGGCCACUGUCGACCGGGAGAACGGAGAACCAGUGGCCCGGGUUGGAGUAUUGCAGUGUCGCAGGUGCAAUGCAAGCUUCUUACAGGUGAGGGAGGCACUGUCCCACUACCGCCUUCACAUCUUUGAGACACAUAAGGAGCACUUCACAGUGGUGGUUGGAGGCACCUGUCCACUCCCAGGCUGCAUCCUUGGCGCCAAGAAGAUCCCCACCAUACACUUCCACUGCUCUUACUGCUGCUUCAUGUCCACUGAGAUCAUGGACCUGCCGCUGCACAUGGAGAAGCGUCACCUGGCAUUCUACAGGGAGGUGAGCCUGGUCCUGCGUGGUGACGACAUCCAGCGCACCAAGGUGUACACGUGUGGCGAGUGUGGCACCAAGAUCCAAGGCACCGUGUCCAUCGUGCGGCAUCUCCUGGCACACGACACAGACCAGCAAAAGCCUGGCAUGGCACUCAUGAAUGGCACUGGCGAUGGCGGUGGGCAGGCGCUGCUGAAUGGAGACGGGAAAUGUGACAGUGACAGCGGCGGUGGUAGCAGUAAGGAAGGAAAUGCAUUCUCGGAGCACUUGUUAGCUGGGGAAAAUGGCAUUGUGAAUGGGUACGAGGAGAAGAAACCAGUGGAGAACGGCCUGAGCGUCAAGGAGGAGAGUGUGGACGUGCACUUCAUGCGUAGUCUGCAGGGCAUGGAUGGGGUGCUGGGCAUGGGGCACCACUACCACAGCGAGGGGGAGAUGGGAGACGGGGAGCCCAUGGACAUUGCCUCAGACAGCCAGCCAUACCUCCACAGUCCCUUGGAGAGUGUGCAGGUGGAAAUCAACCCUCUGGACAUCCUCACCACUGUCAUGGAGGAGGACCAGAAGAGCACCAACCCUGUCUUCCCACCAGAGCACUUCCUCCUGACGUUACCAGCCCCUGCACACUUCCUGGAGGGGUCGGGCGAGGCAGGGGUGCAGGAGGAGGUGACGGAGGGGACGCCAGAAGCACAGGAGCAGGAUGAGGAUGCAGGGAGCACGGAAGGAUACUCGGAUGUCCCCAGCGAUAUCCUACUGGACCAUCCGGGGGUGUACAACUGUGACCGCUGUGAGGAGACCUUCCGGUACCAACACCAGCUGGUCACACACAAACACCAGGUUCAUCAGGCACUUGAGGCCCAGUUUGAGUGCCAGGUGUGUGGACUGGAGUUCCUGAUGGUGCAGGAGUUAAAGAGACACAUGAUGACACACUCAGGGGGCAGCGUCUUCUCCUGCAGCGUGUGUGGCCAGACCUUCCCUGACCGGCCGGCACUGAAGGCACACACUGUCACUCACGGGGGGUCCACGGAGCGCUCCAACAAGUGUGAGUCAUGUGGCGUGGAGUUCCCAUCCAAGUCUGAACUGACGCGACACAUUGUUAAGUACCAGGGAACAUGCAACCCCAACAAGAGUGAGGGUGUUCGUUGUGCCACAUGUGGGGAGGACCUGCCCACCCUGGAGGCCCUGAAGGUGCACCGCAGGACAGCACACCCCACCCCUGAGGUCACCCAGGGGUCUGGCAAGAAGGGCUUUGAGUGUGACUACUGCGGGAAGACUUUCAACUGUCGCUCCAACCUUCGUGAUCACUUGGUGGUGCACACAGGGGAGAAGCCAUACCCAUGUGAUAUCUGUGGCAAGUCAUUCAGCUUCAUCCACAACAUGAAGACCCACCGGCUGACUCACAAUGAGGGGCGGAACGAAGUGUGUCCAUACUGUGACAAGGCGUACAAGAGCAAGAUCUCCCUCUACUACCACAUGAAGAAGGGCAACUGCAAGGGGCUCUCCACAAAAGAGGUGCCAGAGGGAUACCACAGAUGCACUGAGUGUCUGCAGAUGUUUGCCAGUGAGGACCGGUACAAGAGCCACAAGGAGAAGGGCCACUGCCAGGUCUCGCAUCGUUGCCAGCACUGUGGCCUGAGGUGCUCGACGGAAGCCAGGCUGCAGAACCACCUGCAAAAGGGCCUGUGUCUUAAGAAGGAAUCCUCAGGAGGCAGCUCUGAUCCCCCACCAAAGCGUCGCCGUGCUCCGAACAAGGAACGCGAGAAGCCGCAGGAGGAGAUUGUAUGUGACCGCUGCAACUACACCAAGGACUGCUGCUGCACCUUCUCCUGCAAGCACUGUGGCAAGCGAGUCUUCUCCAUCAUGGCCUACACGAUGCACCAGGACAAAACCUGCUCUGUUCUCAAGCAGCGGCGGGAACGAAUCCGCAUGGCCAUCAUGGAAAAGAGGCGACGGAGGGAGGACCCAAGCCUUCCUCCCUUACCUGACUUGCCUCCUCUGCCCGAGACACCAGUGCACAAUUCUGGCCGGUACACGUCACACAGAAAACUGCUAAUGCUUGACCACAGAAGACCCACAAAGACUGAGAAAACCACACCAGCAAAGGAGAAGAAAGUGGUGGUCAAGGAAGAACCAAGGGAGGUGAAGGAAGAGGCAGUCACACCUCCCAUCACCACCACACCCAUCACCACCCCUAUCACCACUCCCAUCACCACACAGGGGGAUGGCGAGGGCGACGACAGCAGCUCAGGGAGUCUCACGGAUCUCUCCACCUUCACCUCACCAAACAUCCUGCAGCCGGUCACCAACACCAGCGAGUGAGGUGCCGGCCUGCAGUGCCCCUCGUGAACCUGGCACUGCCCCCCUUACCUGCUUGGUCAGAGUAGGUUGUGAGCUGAGCCUACACCUGCUGGAUAGGCUUGCUUCGUACUCAGUAAUCGUACCUGACUUUCCCUACGUGCCAAAGAAAGGCUAGUGUUGAUGGCGGUGGUGGACGAAGAGACAGAGGAAGAGGAAGGAAAAAAGACUCCUCAUGUUGAAUUUCCACAUGACAGACAGUUCCAGGACCUGAGGGCAGAAGGAGAGGCAGUGGAGAUGGAUGAGUGGAGUGUGAAGAGAUGAGGAGAGAGAUAGGGAGGGAAAGGAAGAGGUGUUGGCAGAGGCAGAGAUAGUGGGGAUGGACCAGUGGAUUGUAAAGAGACAAGGAGGGGAACAGAGAGAAAGGAGAAGAGGAGGAGGAGGUCUGUUAAUAAAAGGAGAGCUGUGUCACCUCUCUGUCACACAUAUCCAGCAAGGAAAAGCAUUGUCUUGCACCAGUUUAGUGAGUGUUUCCUCCUCUGCUUGUGAUAGUAAAUUUAAGCUCAGACACGAAGGAAAGGCAAAGUCACAAGACUAGCCGACUGGUGGAACACUUGACGCACGAGUGAUUGACAGACGUACCAUGUGGGUCCCCUCUGUGCAAAUGGAAGGGGGUUUUAUCUCUGUUUUUUUAGCAUUAUUUAUACCAGAGGGGUGUGGCAGCGUAGGCUUGGGUUUUUGUGCGGUCCAACUCAAAUGCAUGACUCGAAAUACAGUGGUGGUGGUGGUCAGUGAGGAGUGUUGCAUGAUUGUGAAUGUUUUUUUCUGUGGCAAGAAGGAAAGUGUUCUGCAUUGCAUUGCAUUUGAAGUCUUCCUGAUGCCUCGGUGAAAGACGCUUUGUCAACCAAGAAUGAAAAAGGCUUAACUUUUUGCCACAACUUUGAAUGAACUAAUUACUGGGAUUGAGGUGAAGGUGGAGUUCAGGAGUAAACUUAUGAGAACUGAUGUUACUUACAGGGUUUAAGUGACACAGUGAAAAGUUGGUUCAUAAUGCUAAUGUACUUGUAAAGUAAUCACCUUUUUUACAGGAUGGAUGUGUGUGUGUGUGUGUGUGUGUGUGUGUGUGUGUGUGUGUGUGUGUGUGAGAGAGAGAAUUAAUUGAACUGUAUGAGUUAAGAUGAACAAACAGACAGACAACAGGAUGAAUAACAACCAUGGCAAUGCGUCAGGAAAACAAACAAAGUAACAAUUGACAAUACACCCUCAUAAAAAAAAUAAAAUAAAAUGGUAAAAGGAAAAAAAAAAAGAAAACGACAAGCGACAUUUUAAAUGUAAACACUCAGGAAGAUUUUUGUUGUGUUUUCUUGAACGUAAACUGUCAUUUCUUUUCUCUCUGGGAGCGUUAAUUUAAUGUCAGCUGCUUACGCCGAUUUCCGUCUGUUGGCUUGCCAGGGAAUGCGUUGUGGGUUGCGUUUGACGACAGUUGCGUUCCGUCGCGUUCCGUUCCGUUCCUUUCCGUUUCACCUUGACCUGACUCACAAGACAACGUUGAUUUUGUAUGACUUAAAAUUUGAACAUGCUGGCAAUCCUUAGAAGAUUGUUUGUGUAUGAUUUUGGUGUUAUUAUUAUGAUCAUUACUAUUAUUGUUUUUUUACGUCUGUUAAACAGUUAAGGUAUAAUUUAUAAGCUAUUUAUGUAUUUAGUUUACGUAACACUUAACGCCGGCAUAUAAGAUGCAGUCUUACCCUCGUGUAUCUGUUUCACAGUAUACUAAACCGAUGCUCCAAGAAAUAUAAAAAAAUAUAUAAAAUCUUCAUCCUUACAUCUUUUGCCUCCUUGAUAGAUUUAACUCUCUCUCUCUCUCUCUCUCUCUCUCUCUCUCUCUCUCUCUCUCUCUCUCUCUCUCUCUCUCUCUCUCUCUCUCUCUCUCUCUCUCUCUCUCUCUCUCUCUCUCUCUCUCUCUCUCUCUCUCUCUCUCUCUCUCUCUCUCUCUCUCUCUCUCUCUCUCUCUCUCUCUCUCUCUCUCUCUCUCUCUCUCUCUCUCUCUCUCUCUCUCUCUCAGUCUGUACACCAGGCAAACAUACUUCUGUCUUCCACUGCUAUUAUGGUGCAUGUUUUCUCAAUUACUAACUUCUUUUCAGACAUCUCUCUUGUUCCACCACCACCUCCAAACAUUGUACUACCUGGAAAGUGCAAAAUCUAUUAUCUCAUCCCCUUCUUUGUUGUAGAUGCUUCUAAAGAUUCCAUACAUUGCCUUUUGUGUUAGGAAUUGUUGCAUACGAAAGAGUUUAAGAAGGAAAGUUUAAAGUUAACUAUAGUAUCCAAUUUGUACCCUUGAUGUUAAUUUUAAUUUAGCCCUUAUUCUUUUGUUUUAUUAAGAGAUGCAGCUCUCUUUCUCUAGAUCUAUAUACCAGGCGUGCUUAAUGUGACCAGAGAGGAGAAGCGCCUAUGAGUUAUUAUAGUGUUCAUUUUACACCUUCAAUGAAUAUAACUUUCAUCCUUGAUAGAUAUAGCCUUUUCUCUUCAUCUGUAUACCAGUCCUGUAUAAAUACCACAAGGAAAAAAAGUAAGAGUUAACCAUAUCCAUUUUGUGCCUUUAUUCACAGUAAUGAUCUAUUUGUAUCUAUUGUACUUACCCAAAACGAGAAAAAAAAGGCUUGAAAAUCUGAUUAAAGUUGCCAUUUAAGCUGAUCUUUUAGUGAGGAUAACUAUCAGCAUAAGUCUGUCUGUCUGUUACUUGCCAGACCUGUACAACCAAGAGAGAGGGGUAGAAAAAAAUGGUAAUUUAUAAUGAAGCUGCCUUUUUUGUACGUCAGCUGAUCUUUUGCAAUCUUUCUUUUAUAUUCUAGACCAACACAUCCCUAAAGGUUUGAUGUGAAUAAGUAUCUGCCUUUAUUUAUCAAUCUAUCUAUCUAUUCAAAGCUUUCAUAUCUUUGUUUUAUAUUCUUGACCCACAUACCCUUUGCAUAUCUUCCUCCCCCCCAGUUGAUCUUUUGCAUUGCUUUAUAUUCUUACACACACACACACACACACACACACACACACACACACACACACACACACACACACACACACACACACACACACACACACACACACACACACACACACACCCCUAAACCUUUGAUGUAAACUGCUAUCUACAUCUUUACUUAUCAAUCUGUCUAUCUCUAUUCAAAGCCUGCAUGUCUUCCCCUUCAGCUGAUCUUUUGCAGUUUGUUUUAUAUUGACCCUUGUGUCCCUAAACCUUUAAUGUAAAUUGCUAUCUACUUCUAUAUCUAUCAAUCAAUCUAUCUCUAUUCAAAGUGUGCAUAACCCUCUCAUGAAAAAAGGAAAGAACAUGAAAAAAAUUUAUCUCUACAUUUUUAGCAUUAAAAUAAAUGCUGUAAAAAUAUUUAAAAAAUAAUGAUAAUGAUAAUAAGUACAUCUUAUAUACCGGCAAUCUGGGUAUUUAUUUAUUUAUUUAUUAUUGUGAAUCUACUACUACUUCAGGCUAAGAGUGCACAAUAGUGUUAGUAAUAAUGGUAUCUCUUGGGCUUUUUUUUUUUUUUUAUAUAUAUAUAAUUUUCACCCUGUGGCAAUGUGAGUCAGUGAGUGUGUGUGUGUGUGUGUGUAUGUGUGUGUUAAAGAAAAUAGUCAGGGGCAUGGAGUCAUUCUUUCCUUGCUAAUUUUCGCUGUGAUAGCCAAAAAAUAAAAAUAAAUAAAUAAAUGAAAAAAAAGUUGGGCUCGUCUAGGCACAAGGGCACAAAAUGAGAUCACAAGGGUAGGUGGGGAUGCAACUGAUUCACUCGUCUCUAACACUCCUGCAGCUGUAUACGAUAGUUUGCUAGUACGUAACCUGUAUUGUGAGAGGGGCAUUUGUACACUGAGAAGCACAGGGAGAGGUUUGCUUAGGUUUUUGUAGAGGUGUGUUCAAGUCUCUAGGAGAUGAUGGAGGUCUGCUUAAGAGAAAGAAGAGGUGUGCUUUAAGGAGGAGAGAAGUCUUAGAGGAAAAAGGUGAUGUCUGCUUAGAAGAGAGCGAAAGUGUUCAAGUCAUAGAGGAGAAAGAAGAGGUCUACUUUGGAUAGAAGAGAGGGAAAGUGUAGUCUUGAAGGAGGAGAAAGAAAGUGUUUAAAGUUUAGAGAAGAAAGGAGAGGUCUGCUAUAAGAAGGAGAAAGGGGAAGUGUAAAGUCUUGGAGGAGGAAAAAGGGAGAAGAAAGAAAGUGUUUAAGGCUUAGAGAAGAAAAGAGAGGUCUGCUGUAGGGAGGAGAAAGGGCAAGUGUAAAGUCUUAGAGAGAAAGAAGGGAGGAGAAAGAAAGUGUUUAAAGCUUAGAGAAGAAAGGAGAGGUCUGCUGUAGGAAGUAGAAAGGAAAAGUGUAAAGUCUUGGAGGAGGAAGAGGUUUGGUCAAGUGUUUUAAGUGGAAGGCAGAUGUGUUUCAGUGUGGGAAGGAAUGAGAGGAAAUUUGCAUGUGGUGUGAGAAGGAAGAGGAUGAAUUUUCUUAGAGAAGGAAGAUGUAAUGAUGCUAACUCACCACAUCUGUGUCACCACUCGAUGCCUCUGUGCAAAGUGUCCAGUGCAAGACGCAGCAACACUGAUUCACUACAUCUCAUCACCAUAGAAUGAGUUAUGGAGUUUACAAAGCAAGACAACACUGGUGACUCACCACUAACUCACCACUACACCCAAUCACCACUCAGCAUUGAGUCACAGUAAACGUGGUUGUGAUGCGUAAUACUUAACUUGGCCCUUCGAUGGGACUCAUGGACACUGGAGGCACAUCAGGACUGAGAACGGAGGAUGUCUCAUUUGUGAUAGUGCGUCAGAAUGUGUGUCGUCCUGAGUGCGAGUCUUGUUCCACCUCGCCUCGACUUGAAGUGUGAUACGACAAACGCUCUCUCGAGAAUAUACCGUUUUGUAGCAUUUCCGUAGCGUUGGUACUGGACAGCCUGUGUUUCCUGCUGGGCAUUAUGUAAAGUUCCUUGGUUCACACAGCUGUUGUUGACGCCAUGUGGGAGUUCAUGACGUGGCAGGACUUUUGUGUGUGGACGGUGAAAAAUGGGUCUUUGUGGCGUCUUCCCCCAGGGUUGUGUCUUGAUUCUGAUAGUGUUUUAUAUGACAUUAAAUUCUUUGGUGUUUGUGUCGUCAGUUAUCACCAGGUUACUUUUGCAUCAAGGUCAGUGUUUGCCGUCUGCUUUGGAAACAUCACUUGUAUGGAGGAUAAAUAAAAGCAUUGCCAGGCUUGUGCGUGUUAGCAGCAGUGCACCACAAGCCUUGGGGAGGAACUCAAUAAGGAUACUUUCUACACUUUCCAAACACUUAAGUCUUUGUUCUUAAGUGUUUCAGGAUCUCUAUCUUGACUACUUUCAACAGGCUGUGGUAGACCUUGUUAGGGUUGACAAGGGUGUAUUUUGUGACUCCAGCGGUAGAUUAGUAGGCUUUGGUGGAUGUUGUUGGGAUUUUGAUGGGUGUUUUCAUGAUUCUAGUGAUAGUUUAAUGAGGAUUGUUCAGAGAAACACCCAUGAGAACCUGACUAACAUCUUUGUGGCCUUUGAAAGUAGUCCUAAUGAGAGAGCAAAGCAAUUCAGCCUUUUGUUUCAGUAGAAUUUUUUAAUUGGUCAUCAAGGUAAUGACAGAUUUCUUAAGCCUGAAAAAAAAACAAAAAACAGAUCAGUCACUCAAGCUUCCACUUUCACAAAAACACCAAAAGCCACUCCACAUGCAGACACAGCAAGCCGGUGCCGCAGCAUUUUGAUCCCUCGCCAUUUUGUGAGACUUUGUGAUACAAGACUGACUGAACACGAGACAGGACCGGAUGAGCGAGUCCCUUACCAAGCACAGUGUAUACUUUGACCGACAAACGCUGGACUAGUAAUAGUGCCAAAGCAGACACCAGUACGUAUGUAGAAGGCCAUCUCUCGUAGAACACUCACACAAUUAGCUGGUCAGGAGGCUGUAGUGAUAUUUGUAAUACCGUUUUGUUUAUCUUUUGGUAGCCGGCAGCACAGCAUAGGUGGCGAGGUACAUAUCACCAACCCAAGUGUUCAUGAAGUAGUGUUACAUAGUGUUACAUAGAGCAAGUUGUCACCGCCGCCGCCAACACUUUAUUACUGCUGUAUUCUCAAAUGUUUCACAGUCUCAUCUUGACUGCUUCCAACAGGCUGCAAUGGAAGUUACUGCAGGUUUUCAAGGGUGUCUUCUUGGCUUUACUGGUUGUUUUCCAGGAUCCAGUGGAAGUUACCGGAUGUCUUUUAUGAUUACGAUGAUUGUUUUCCGGACUGUAGUGGAAGUUGCUGCAGUUUUCAAGUGUUUUCAUGAUUCUAGUGAUUCCGGGAAAAGUUACUGGAUGUUUUCAAUGAUUACAGUGGUAGUUUCCUGGGCUCUAGUGGAAGUUAGUGGGAUUUGCAAGGGUGAUAGUUCAACAAAGAUUUCACAUUAGUAAGAAGAAAAACAGCCAUGACAACCUGACUGAUCAUCUGUGUGGCCUGUGAAAGCAGUCCUGAUGAGAAAAUGUUUCAGAAUACGGAUCUUAGUCUUCAGGGUAACGGCAAGGAAUUGAUGCAUAUCCAGGGUUGUCUGUGGGAGGCGUGCAGGCGACGCCACACUGUUUGUUGAGCUGGGAGUGGAAUGCGCUUACGAAUGAGUUACGUUACUUGAGUAAAGUUUGUAAAUAGGACCGUGUGUGAAUUCUUUUAAUGUUUUUAUUAUGUUUCACAGGACUUAACUUUUUAUUUAUUUACUUUUUUUUUUACAUGAUAAACUGAGGUCACAACAUCAUUAUUUUAUAUUUAUAUUCUUUAACUUAUUAAUUUUACCUUGUAGUAUCUUGAUUCUAUAUAUAUAAACUAAUUUAUUUACUUCCUUUUCACAUUUCUUCCUUAUGACACACUUAUUAACUUAUUAAUUUUACCUAGUUGUGUCUUUAUUCUACAUCUAAACUAAUUUAUUUGCUUUCUUUUCACAUUUCUUGAUGACACACUGAGGUCAUAACACAUAAUUACCUCCUAGUGAUAUCCACUUAUUUAUUCAUUUCUAUCAUGUUUUGCCUUGUUUCUAUAUCCAAACUUUUUAUUUUUUUAUAAGGUCACAUUACCUUCCAUUUAAAUUAUCAACCUCUUUUAUAUUUUGCUUAGAUUCUACACCCACUCACUUUUUUUUUUCUCACCAUAAUUCUAUCUUCUUUUCACAACUAAGUCCACAACACAUCAUCAUAGCUUUUACUUUUAUUAAUUAAUUUAUUUUUUACCAUUUGCUUAGAUUCUACAUCAACUUAUUUAUCUUUUUAGUAAUUUAUUGUUUUUUUUUUUUCCCCAUCAUUCCAUCUUUUCAUGACUAAGGCCACAACACAUCAUCACACCUGUUAUUUAUGAUCAGAAAUUUAUUGUAUCAUUGUAUCUAGUAUUUAUAUUCACAAAUUCAUUUUUCAUUCAGGUUUUGCUUAUAUUUCAUGAUACAUACUUCACCUUAUCCAUGACAAAUUAAUUAUUUCCAUUUAUGCUCCCAAACUCAUUAUCUUAAUAUUUUACAGUAUCCCACCUUUCCAUCACACACACACACACACACACACACACACACACACACACACUAAUAUUUCCAUUGCCAUUCCAUUUUUAUUUACAAACUCAUUUUUACCAUGUUUUAGCUUAAUGUCUUGCAGUACCCACAUCAUCUCUCAUACACUAAAGCCACACAAAACCUAUUUCUACCCCAUCUCUCUCUUAAUCACUUUUGCCAGGUUUAGUUUAUAUCUUGUACCAUCCCACCUUUCCUCAAUUUCAUAACCUAUUUCUAUUCACACAUUAUCCCACAUUAUCUCUCACAUUAAAGCUUCACACACAAAACCUACUUCUACUCCAUCUCUUCAAUUUUGCACCAUUCCACCUUCCUUUAAACACACAAAAGCCCACACCAUUUCAUAACCUCCUAUUCCUAUUCACACAUUCAUUUUUUGACCAAAGCCCUCAUGAAACUUUUCCUCUUGUUCUUGUUUCACAGAGACUUCCCUUGUGAGUGUGACUGAGAGUUGCACUGCACACCUUUGGCUUUAAUUUAUAUGCAUUUCUGAGGUGCUGGAAGUGUUAUGUAGUAUGCAUGCGAGAGUAAGAGAGAAUGAGAGAGAGAGAAGGGCGUACAACUCUCUUAACUAGACUAAGCUCAUCUGAUCCGUCUAAAACAAGAGGACUUACCCCGAACAAUCGCUCACAGCAAUAAAUGUCACUGUUAUAGCCAUGUUUCUGUAAUAAA